Messenger RNA from Drosophila busckii, 3642 nucleotides. Its product is annotated as pyruvate carboxylase, mitochondrial-like. Gene Ontology annotation, cellular component: cytoplasm. The record is from RefSeq and is a predicted model, not a curated record. Bases 16 to 3576 code for a protein of 1186 amino acids. Gene Ontology annotation, molecular function: metal ion binding; pyruvate carboxylase activity; ATP binding. The transcript is spliced from 5 exons. Lineage: Eukaryota; Metazoa; Arthropoda; Insecta; Diptera; Drosophilidae. Gene Ontology annotation, biological process: pyruvate metabolic process; gluconeogenesis.
UUUUUCGGCACUUUGAUGUAUAAAUCAAAAUUUUCAGUUAAAACGCUGCGCAGCUCGCAGCACAAGAUUUUGCUUUACCAUAUUCUGAAAAAUGGUUACGCCAGCGAAUCUAAGCCCAUACGCUCCGUGUUGGUUGCCAAUCGUGGCGAGAUUGCCAUACGCGUGUUCCGCGCCUGCGCGGAAAUGGGCAUCAAGUCGGUGGCCGUGUACUCGGAGCAGGACAAGAUGCAUAUGCAUCGCCAAAAAGCAGACGAGUCGUAUCUUAUUGGCAAGGGCAUGCAGCCGGUGGAGGCGUAUCUGAGUAUACCAGAGAUUAUACGCGUGUGCAAGGAGAACGAUGUGGAUGCAGUGCAUCCGGGCUAUGGUUUUCUCUCCGAACGCAGCGACUUUGCACAGGCUGUAAUCGAUGCGGGCCUGCGAUUCAUUGGUCCAUCGCCCAAGGUGGUCCAAGACAUGGGCGACAAGGUGGCGGCACGCAAGGCAGCCAUAGCAGCCAAUGUGCCCAUUGUGCCGGGCACUGAGAAUCCAGUGGAAAGCAAGGAAGUAGCGUUGGAAUUUUGCAAAAAAAGCGGAAUGCCUGUCAUCUUCAAAGCAGCCCAUGGCGGCGGUGGGCGUGGCAUGCGUGUGGUGCGCAAGGAGGAGGAAGUCGCAGAGAAUUUUGAACGCGCCAGCUCCGAGGCAAAGGCUGCCUUUGGCAAUGGCGCCAUAUUCAUAGAGAGGUUCAUAGAGCGUCCGCGUCACAUCGAAGUGCAGCUGCUGGGCGACAAGGCGGGCAAUGUGGUGCAUCUGUAUGAGCGCGACUGCUCCGUGCAGCGUCGCCACCAGAAAGUGGUGGAGAUUGCGCCUGCGCCACGUUUUCCCAAAGAAAUCAGAGACAAGAUGACCGAUGCGGCUGUCAGGCUGGCCAAGCAUGUGGGCUAUGAGAACGCUGGCACUGUGGAGUUCCUCUGCGAUGAAAAGGGCGAGUUUUUCUUUAUUGAAGUCAACGCUAGAUUGCAGGUGGAGCACACGGUAACGGAGCAGAUUACAGGCGUUGAUUUGGUGCAUGCGCAGAUACGAGUUGCCGAAGGCAAAUCCUUGACAGAGUUGGGCUUGACGCAGGACAAAAUCGACAUACGUGGCUGUGCCAUACAAUGCCGUGUGACCACAGAGGAUCCUGCCAACGACUUUCAGCCCAACACUGGACGCUUGGAGGUGUUCCGUUCCGGCGAGGGCAUGGGCAUUCGUCUGGACAGCGCUUCAGCCUACGCAGGCGCCAUAAUCUCACCCUACUACGACUCACUGCUGGUCAAGGUUAUAUCCCACGGCAUCCAUUUGCAAGAAUCUGCAGCUAAAAUGAAUCGCGCACUGCGUGAGUUUCGCAUACGCGGCGUCAAGACCAAUAUCCCUUUUCUGCUUAAUGUGCUGGAGAAUAAAGUAUUCUUGGAGGGCUAUGUGCACACGCAUUUUAUGGACGAGCAGCCAGACCUGUUUAAGUUCGAACCAAGCCGAAAUCGUGCACAGAAGCUGCUCAACUAUAUGGCUCAAGUGCUGGUGAAUGGGCCACAAACACCGCUGGCUACCGAGCUGCUGCCAGCAGAAGUGGUGCCUCUUGUGCCUUUAACGCCUUUGGCUUCGGAUUUGGGCUUCCCAAACGAGGAGGCAGAAUAUCCGGAGGGCUUGCGUGAGGUUUUUGUUUGCUUGGGCCCCGAGGCUUUUGCCAAGAAAGUGCGCGCUGAAAAAAAACUUUUACUUAUGGACACCACUUUUCGUGAUGCGCAUCAGUCCUUGAUGGCCACUCGUGUGCGCACGCGUGAUCUGCUCCAGAUAUCGCCCUUUGUGGCGCUUAAAUUUAACAAUCUCUACUCACUGGAGAACUGGGGUGGCGCCACCUUUGAUGUGGCUCUCCGGUUUCUGCACGAAUGCCCCUGGGAGCGGCUGGAGGAGAUGCGCAAGCGCAUACCGAAUAUUCCAUUCCAAAUGCUGCUGCGCGGCGCCAACGCCGUCGGCUACACCAGCUACCCCGAUAAUGUCGUCUACAAGUUCUGCGAAUUGGCGGUGAAGACUGGCAUGGAUGUAUUCCGCGUGUUUGAUUCGCUCAACUAUCUGCCCAAUCUAAUUCUGGGCAUGAAGGCAGUGGGCGAAGCCGGUGGCAUAAUUGAGGCUGCCAUUUCCUACACCGGCGAUGUCAGCGAUCCCACACGCACCAAAUACGAUCUGAAAUACUACACCAACUUGGCGGACGAACUAGUCAAGGCUGGCACUCAUGUGCUUUGCAUCAAGGACAUGGCGGGUCUGCUUAAGCCCGAGGCGAGCAAAUUACUGAUUUCCGCCAUACGCGACAAGCAUCCGGAUGUGCCCAUACAUGUGCACACGCACGAUACCUCAGGCGCUGGAGUGGCUUCUAUGCUGGCCUGCGCUCAGGCGGGCGCAGAUAUUGUGGACGUGGCUGUGGACUCCAUGUCGGGCAUGACAUCGCAGCCCAGCAUGGGCGCUAUAGUGGCUUCGCUGCAGGGCACGCCGCUGGACACAAAGUUCGUGCUGAGCGACGUUUCGGAGUACUCGGCGUACUGGGAGCAGACGCGCACGCUCUACGCGCCCUUUGAGUGCACCACGACAAUGAAAUCCGGCAAUGCGGAUGUUUAUACGAAUGAAAUUCCUGGUGGUCAGUAUACCAACCUGCAGUUCCAGGCAUUUUCGCUGGGUCUGGGCAGCGAGUUCGAGGAGGUGAAGAAGGCGUAUCGAGAGGCUAAUAUACUGCUGGGAGAUCUCAUCAAAGUGACGCCAUCGUCCAAGGUGGUUGGUGACCUGGCACAGUUUAUGGUGCAGAACAAACUGAAGGCACAUCAGCUGCUGGAGAAGACGGAAGAGCUGUCGUUUCCCAGCUCGGUAAUAGAAUUUCUGCAGGGCGCCAUGGGUCAACCAUAUGGUGGCUUUCCCGAGCCCUUCCGCUCCAAGGUGCUGAAGGAUAUGCCACGCAUAGAUGGGAGACCGGGUGAAUCUUUGCAGCCGUUUGACUUUGAAAAGUUAACAACGGAAUUGAAAGAAGCUUAUGGUGAAAUUAGCCCACAAGAUGUUAUGUCAGCUGCGCUGUAUCCCGAAGUGACCAAAGGCUUUUUGACCUUUCGAGAGCAGUAUGGCCCAGUGGACAAGCUGGAUACGCGCAUCUUUCUGACGGGCCCGAAGGUGGGCGAGGAGUUCGAGGUGACGUUGGAGCGCGGCAAGACGCUGAGCUUUAUGGCUUUGGCUGUGGCCACUGACAUGGACCAGAAGGGACUACGUGAGGUGUUCUUCCAACUCAAUGGACAAAUGCGUACCAUUUAUGUUGUAGACCAGUCAGCUGUUAAGCACAUACACAUGCAUCCCAAGGCUAAGAAGGAGAACAAGAACGAGGUGGGCGCACCCAUGCCAGGGGAUGUGAUUGAAGUUAAAGUCAAAGAGGGCGACAAAGUGGACAAGGGCCAGCCGCUGGUGGUGCUGUCGGCCAUGAAAAUGGAGAUGGUAGUGCAGGCGCCGCAUGCGGGCGUUGUUAAGAAAGUGGAGGUCACAAAGGGUAUGAAACUGGAGGGUGAAGAUCUGCUCAUGAUUAUUGAAUAAAUUUCGGUUUUACUUAAUUAACUAACAAAACGCAAAAUGUGAGCACACGUAUUUAAUUAUUUACAA